This is a messenger RNA of Electrophorus electricus (electric eel), 8424 nucleotides long. Its product is annotated as A disintegrin and metalloproteinase with thrombospondin motifs 20. Gene Ontology annotation, molecular function: zinc ion binding; metalloendopeptidase activity. Gene Ontology annotation, biological process: extracellular matrix organization; proteolysis. Lineage: Eukaryota; Metazoa; Chordata; Actinopteri; Gymnotiformes; Gymnotidae. The record is from RefSeq and is a predicted model, not a curated record. Gene Ontology annotation, cellular component: extracellular matrix.
UGUAGCUCACAUAUGCCCCAAGUCUGCGAGAAUGUAUUGUAAAUAGUCGUUGUUCACAGGGUAAAGUGGAUGUAUGUUUUUAUAUGCAAUGAGGCCAGUGCACUUUGCAACAUUAGCGCUGCAAAGAGCCUCCGCGGAUACCACGACCUGUUGCUGACAAGCCGGGAGAAGGAGGGGGGAAAGCCGCUUGAGAAGAGAGCCGGGGUUUCUUUGCGGAGAAAAUCAUGCAUUUUGCAGUCUGGCUGCUGGGAUUAUUGUGUCAUAUCUCCACACUCGUCCGGAACUCAUUAACGUAUCGAUUGCACCCAAAGCAAGAGACCUUCAUCAAACAGUUGUCAUCUUACGAAAUUAUAACGCCAAUCCGUUUAAAUGAUUUUGGCGAGUUGUUUCCUGACCAGUUUCACUAUAGAAGGAGACGUAGAAGUGUGGAUGCUGAUUUAUUGGCCAUGCGAGCUCACUACAGAAUCGAGGCGUUCGGCCAACGCUUCCAUCUUAAUCUAACUGCUGAUUCGGGAUUUAUCGCCCCGUCCUAUACGGUGACACACUUGGGAGAGGACAAGAGGCAUGAAAACGACACCCACCAAGACGUUAAUGAUAUGCGACACUGCUUUUUUCGAGGACACGUUAACGCGAAAAGUGAACACCACGCAGUCUUCAGCCUGUGCACUGGACUUAUCGGUACAUUUACGACCCAUACUGGGGAGUACUUCUUAGAGCCAUUGAUGAGAGCUGAUGGAGAUGAGGAUGAGGAAGAGCACAACAAACCCCAUCUGGUCUACAAACAUGAGAGAAUAAAGAGACCAGUCAGAGACGGGUCCGAGCCCUGCGGCUCCUCAGAUUAUGCGAUAAACCAUGGCCAUUUUCAUAGCAAUGGAAGGCUCCUGGGAGAGUUGGAAUCAGUUUGGGAAAGUGUGGAUGAACGACCCUCAGCGACGCGCCGGUCAGACGGGCCGAGCGGCGCUCGUAGGAAACGCUUCCUGUCCUACCCACGCUUCGUAGAGCUAAUGGUAACGGCGGACGCCAAGAUGGUACGGCACCACGGACGCAACCUGGAGCACUACAUUCUAACAAUCAUGUCAGUAGUGGCUGCAGUCUACAAAGACCCAAGUGUGGGGAAUUUCAUCAAUAUCAUGAUUGUCAAAUUGAUCAUUAUUCACAAUGAACAGGAAGGGCCAAAUGUGAACUUCUAUGCUGCUACGACACUGCACAACUUUUGUGUGUGGCAGCACAGUCAGAAUGUUUUGGAUGACAGUCAUCCCUCCCAUCACGACACUGCACUGCUCAUCACCAGGGAGGAUAUCUGUAGAGCAAAGGACAAGUGUGACACCUUAGGCCUGGCGGAGUUGGGCACAAUGUGUGAUCCAUACCGUAGCUGCUCUAUCAGUGAGGAGAACGGUCUGAGCUCAUCCUUCACCAUUGCUCAUGAGUUGGGCCAUGUCUUCAACAUGCCUCAUGAUGACAACCCAAAGUGCCGAGAAGCUGGAAUGAAGCAUCAGUAUCAUGUCAUGGCCCCAACCUUGAACUAUGACACAAGCCCAUGGUCCUGGUCUAAAUGCAGUCGAAAGUACAUCACAGAAUUCCUGGAUACUGGUUAUGGAGAGUGUCUGUUGGAUGAACCAGUUGGCAGGAUCUAUGACCUUCCCAUCAAGCUCCCAGGUCAACUCUACAACGCUAACCGGCAGUGUGAGCUGAUGUUUGGACCUGGCUCUCAAGUCUGCCCAUUUAUGAAACAGUGUAAGCGACUCUGGUGCACCAGCUCUGAAGGGGACCACAAAGGGUGUCGCACCCAGCACAUGCCCCUGGCUGAUGGAACUGAAUGCGGUCAUGGCAUGCACUGUAGACAUGGAAUGUGUGUGAACAAGGAGAUGGAGACGAGAGCAGUGCAUGGUGAGUGGGGCCCGUGGGGACCCUACAGCAUAUGCUCCCGGAGCUGUGGUGGAGGAACGCGGAGCACGUCGAGGGACUGCAACAAGCCUGAGCCAAGGAAUGGUGGGCGGUUUUGUGUGGGACGCCGCAUGAAGUUCCGCUCGUGCAACACAGAGCCAUGUCCAAGGGGCCGGAAGGACUUCCGGGAGGAGCAGUGCUCCCAGUUUGACGGCAAACACUUCAACAUUAACGGCCUUCCUCCCACAGUUCGCUGGGUUCCCAAAUACAGUGGAAUCCUCAUGAAGGAUCGAUGUAAGCUGUUCUGUCGUGUUGCUGGGACGAUGGCCUAUUACCAGUUACGAGAUCAAGUGGUAGAUGGAACACCAUGUGGACCAGACACUUACGACAUCUGUGUACAAGGCCUGUGCAGGCAAGCAGGUUGCGAUCAUGUUUUGAACUCCAAGGCAAGGAACGAUAAGUGUGGAGUGUGUGGAGGGGACAACUCCUCAUGCAAGACUGUUGCUGGCACCUUCAACAAUGCACAAUAUGGUUAUAACAUUGUGGUGAAAAUCCCAGCUGGUGCAACCAACAUUGAUAUAAAGCAGGUCAGCUACUCAGGGAUGCCAGAGGAUGAUAACUACCUAGCUCUUUCGGACAGCCAGUCCAACUUCCUGCUGAAUGGGAACUUCGUGGUGUCCAUGUUUAAAAGGGAAAUCUCCUUUAAGGGGACAGAGAUAGAGUACAGUGGCUCCAACACCACAGUGGAGCGUAUCAACUGCACGGAGCGCAUCGAUGAGGAGCUUAUUCUCCAGGUGCUGUCUGUGGGGAACCUCUAUAACCCAGACGUGCGUUACUCCUUCAACAUCCCCAUAGAGGAGCAGCAGGACCGUUUUGUGUGGGACUCCAGCUCCUGGCAGGAGUGUAGCCGCAUGUGCCAAGGAGAGCGGCGACGUAAAGUGGUGUGUGUAUGCAAGAGUGACCACCUGGUGGUGUCUGACCAAAGGUGUGAACAUCUACCUCGACCCAGGGCAGCUACAGAACCCUGCAAUACAGACUGUGAACUCAGGUGGCAUGUUGUGGGAAAGAGUGAAUGCUCUACUGGCUGUGGGCCUGGGUAUCGGACGCUGGAGGUGCUGUGUAUGCGCUACAGCCAGGUGAAGAGAGGGAGUGAGAGGGUGGAAGCUAGGGCCUGUGCAGACCAGACCAAACCCCAGAGCCGAGAGCCCUGCCAUGGAGACUGUCUGCAGAAGAGCUGGCAGUAUAGCGCCUGGUCUCAGUGUUCUAAGAGCUGUGGGAGGGGCACACGCACACGAGACUCCUAUUGUAUGAACAACUUGGGCCGCAGGCUGGUGGAGCGAGAGUGUAGUGAGUUUCAGAGGGUUGUCACUGAGUCCUGCAAUGACAUGCCCUGCCCUGAGUGGUCAGUCAGUGAAUGGACCGAGUGCAUGGUGACGUGUGGCAGUGGACUGAAGCACAGGCAGGUGUUCUGUGUUACGCUGGAGGAGCGGCUCAGUGAUGACCGCUGUGAUCCCAAUAAAAAACCUGUGGCCACCAGCAGCUGUCUGCUUCCAGAGUGUGCCUCCUGGCAGGUUGGCAUCUGGAGCACGUGUGCAGUGUCCUGUGGCCAUGGAUAUCAAAUGCGAGCAGUGAGGUGUGUAUCUGGUGUUUAUGGUAAGACCGUGGAUGACAGGGAAUGUAACGCAGCCUCAAGACCACAAGAUAGUCAGGAGUGUGAGAUGCCAGCCUGUCCACGCGCACCACAGACAGUCAGCACAGCUCGACCUAUAGCACAUGGGCAGCCACUUACCCAGUGGAGAUACGGGUCCUGGACUACAUGCUCAGUCUCCUGUGGGAAGGGUGAAAAGGCUCGGUAUGUCAGCUGCAGAGAUGCUCAGGGCGGAGUAGCUGAUGAGUCUUACUGUGCACACAUCCCUCGCCCCCCAGAGUCCUUGGUGUGCUACAGCCCCUGUGGACAGUGGAGAGAGGGAGAAUGGUCACCUUGCUCUGCGUCGUGUGGUGUGGGCCGCUCCACACGACAGGUCGUGUGUAUGAACUACAACCAGCAGGUGGAUGAGUCUUUCUGCCCCCUGGAUGAGAAGCCCAGCUCUGAGCAGGAGUGCGCUGCAGCCCCAUGCCCCUCCGUCUACCACCUGUGGCCCAACAACCAGCCAUACUUCCCCCAAGACCCAAGCAGCCAUCUGGGGCACAGCAGCUGGAAUGUCCCCUCCACUGACAACCAGUGGCGGACUGGGCCCUGGGGAUCAUGUUCCAGCACGUGUGAGGGUGGUUUUCAGAGAAGAGUGGUGGUGUGUCAAGACUCGGAGGGCCACAGCACUAGUUAUUGUGACGAGAGAGUCAAACCCAGCGAGUCAAAGAGCUGUGACUCAGGACCCUGUCCUCUCUGGAACUAUGGCAUCUGGGGAGAAUGUACAGUGUCGUGUGACGGGGGGCAGCGGACGCGGAUGGUUGUGUGUCAGCGUCCCACUGGGCAGAGGCUGAGUGAGCACAGCUGUGACGUGCUGGACAAGCCUCCUGACGUGGAGCAGUGCAACACGCAGCCCUGUCCUGGCAGUGCCUUCUGGCACAGGCGACCGUGGAAGCCGUGCUCUGUGACCUGUGGCAAGGGGAGCAAGCAGAGGGAGCUCAGUUGUGUUUACCACAACCAGACGGAGACAGCAGAAGAGCACUGCACUCAUCUCCCCCAGCCCAAGACACACAAGCCCUGCAGAGCAGGACCAUGUCCCAGCUGGAGGACCAGCAAGUGGGGCGCAUGCUCGGCCACAUGUGGCGUGGGGGUGCAGACCCGUGACGUGUACUGCAGGUGGAAGGGUCAUGGCCGCAUGAGGGCAGAGAUGUGUGAUGGUGGCAUGCGGCCCCGGAACCUGCAGCCCUGCUCUCUCCCAGGCUGCCCUCAGUACACCUGGUCUGCCAGCGAGUGGCGGCAGUGUAAUGCUUCAUGUGGAGACGGCAUAAAACACAGGGAGGUCCUGUGUGUGGAUAAGGCAAUGAACCAUGUCUUACAGGACCUGUGCAGCCCCUUAACCAGGCCUGUCCUAUAUCAACCCUGCUUCAUCGCCCCCUGUCAGUACGUCUGGGUAACUGCAGCAUGGACACAGUGUUCUGUGAGUUGUGGUAUAGGUUCCCAGCAGAGAGCAGUGUUAUGCUCUACAGUGCCAUCUGUCCAAGACCUGAAGGUGUUUGCAGACCAGUCUUACACCCAGGCCUUGGGCUCUGAGUGCCUGCAGCCUGCCCCAGCCAACACCAGGCCAUGCCAGCUCCCUGAGUGCCCGCUGCCUGGAUACUGGAAAGUAGGACCAUGGAGCAAGUGUUCUCAGACAUGUGGUGCAGGGGUAAUGGAGAGAAGGGUAGAAUGUCUCACUGAAAAGCAUCUUCCCUCCAAAAACUGCCUUCUUUCCAGCCGGCCUGAUUCCCACGUAACCUGCAGGCAGAGACAGUGUGAAUUGUUCCCUACCUGCAAGGAGUUGCAGAUGAGAGAGGGUAUUCGAAAAGAUGGCGAACAUUACCUCAGAGUUAAAUCAAAGGUUCUUCAGAUUUACUGUGCAGAAAUGCAGACCAACUUUCCCAAGGAGUAUGUGACUUUACGUAGUGGCCAAACUGACAACUACUCAGAGGUGUAUGGAUACAGGCUGAACAACCCCUUCGAGUGUCCGUAUAAUGGCAGCAGGCAGCAGGACUGUGACUGCAGGACCGACUACCCUGCAGUGGGCUACACUCUCUACCACAGAGUGAGGCUGGACCUUGGCACCAUGCGCAUCAUCACCACAGAUGUGCAGUUCUCUCAAACCCUUCUUGGCCAUCCGGUCCCCUUUGCCACUGCUGGAGACUGUUACAGUGCUGCCAGAUGCCCACAGGGUCAGUUCAGCAUCAAUCUCAUUGGAACGGGACUGAAAGUUGCUGAGUCAACUAAAUGGGUCUCCCAUGGCAACUAUGUCUCCAUCAAAGUGCAUCGAUCAGAGGAUGGAACACGGAUCUAUGGCCGCUGUGGAGGAUUCUGUGGGAAGUGUCUGCCGCAUCCUCAAGCUGGACUCCUCGUCCAAGUCCAGUGAAAGGGGCUCAUCGAAUCGAGUGGAGAUUUGCACUCACCAUGUCCCCCUCUGCUAUGGUAUCAGCCCAUCCAAAAGAGACACAGAAAUGGUGGUUGAGUUUUAGUUAAUCUUGCUUCAUCCUGCACACUCUCCACCUCCCUCAAUCUGUCCUUGGCAGCUGCAGUAAAUGAUGAGGACACAAGCGAACCACAGCUCUAGCUUUCCCUCCAAAAACACCAAGUUGCUGGAACCAAGCAAACUCACACCUCCUCCACUGAGCACCCAGAUGCACAGCAGUCAGUAAUCACUACCAAAUGUAGACCUGGAGACACAGGCUUUGGCUUCCCCGACAAGAGUCUGGUUAGAGUGUUCGGACAGGCAGGGUCUCCUGUCCUGCUAUAUAAGAGGUGCAUCCCAUACCACAAAAGUAUAUGCAUUACGACAAAAGAGACAACGUCCGAGUGUAAGGAUCACAGCAUCUGUUCAAAACAAGACAAAAGCUUUCAAAAGCUUCUAUAGAGUGUUUCUGUCAUUUCACUGUGUCUGAACAUUUUCUUUCCUAGUUACAGAAGUGUUGUAAAGGGCAGAAUGCUUUUUUAGACUGACAUUCUCUGUGAAGUCAGUGAUCAUAUGUACAGUCCAUACUCCAAAAGGGAAUAUUUGAUGAUUAUGAGCAUCUUUAGAUCCAUGACAGAAGUAAAAAAAAAAAAAAAAGAAUAGCCACUGAAAGACUGCGCUCUGGAGGAUGUGAAUGUGACAACUCUGACUAAGGACUGAGAAGUUAUAGUUCCUAAAAUGGUGUUACUGUUUUUUAAAUUAUUAUUUAAACUGAAGACAAAAGCCUUACGACAGCAAAUAGCUUGAUGAGACAAUGUACAUAUCAGAACCUGUCUGUAUUGUUUAUGAAUGUUCAUAGCUUGAGUAUCACUUCUUAAACAAACCAUAAUGAUGAGAUCAUCCUAAUUAUCAUAAAAUCAUAAAAGUGAUAAUUUGAAUAUGGUUGACUGAGUUGGCACUACAGUGCUUUUGGGAUAUCACCUUAAAGCCUUGUUUCAGAGGCCAGAACCAAGCACUGUAAAUUACUGAGAAGUGAAUCUACUGUGGAGCAGAACUCAGAAGUCUGUCACUAUAAUGUAUGUAGCCAGAAAAGUAAUUGAUUUACUAUAGUAAAAAUAAGAAUAAUUUCAGUGAAGAAAACAUGACUAUGAUUGUUAUCAUACUAUUUAGAUAUAUAUUUUUACCUUCUUUCUUUUUUGUGCCUGUCACCACAGUGCUGCAUUGGCAUUAUUUGGUGUACAUGAUGGUAAUGGCCAUCAUACACAUUUAUACAAUCAGUUGUUAAAUAGGUCAUAUCAGUUUACUCAGUCAAUCAAAAAAAUUACAUUACCUUUCUAGGUCAUGUGUAUACCAGAUCUAGAUUGGUUGCUUAGCUUGUAACAUAACAAUUUGACCCUACCUCUGACAACAGUGGCUAUUCAUAACGUAUUUUAUUACUAUUUAUGUUUGACAAUAUUUAUUCUGAAAUUAUAUAAUGUAGAUAUGUGUAUAGCUUUGUCACAGUGACUACUACCAAUGGCAAACCAUUUGUGUCAUAUAUUGCAGAAAAGGUAUUACAUUUUAAAGUGUUAGUAACCACUAACUUUCUAAAUGAUUAAGAAUAUAAUGGUGGUUUUUACUACUGAAGUUACCUCUAAACAGAGGAGGAGGAUACCGGAAUACCAUUUGAAAUAAGCUUCUCAAGGCCUCAAUACAUCAUACAUCCAUCUUUCUGUUUUAUCAUCUACAGAAUAGACUUGUACUACACCUAGUGCCCAGUGUGGCCUUUCCAUGUUAACCAAGUUCAUUGCACCAAAUGCACGAUCCAUGAUUGCCCUUUAGUUCUAGUUUAUCAUAAUGCAGGAUUACCCCUGCCCUUUAGUUUUAGUUUAUCAAAAGUGCAAACCAGGAGUUCUGAAAUUAGUGGGCAAUGACCUGAGCUGACAUUAGGCUCUGAACCAGUAUUGUCAUGUAGGUGCAUGUACUAGAAUCCACAGACAUUCAGAUGUAAUUUUAGUUUGUCUCAGACUGAAAGAACAGUUCCGCGGGUCUAAUGAAUAUAUGUGAGUAGCAAACAAAUCUUUGGUUAUCGUUGUUUUUAUAGGCAACUGAACUAUGAGGUCUGUAUCAGAAAUGUAAGGAUUACUUGAUGCACUAUGUGCCAUGAAAUGUGUAGAAAUUUAAACAUCUGUCAUUUAUAUAUACAUGUACUAACAAUUUAAGUUUUGUAAUUGUGAAAUACGAUUAUUUUUAAUAUGUAUACUUGAAGUGCAAACAAUGCAUGUUGAUUGAGAGUAGGUACUGUGGUGAAAGGAAAAAGGCUCACUGGCCAUGUUUUAUCCAAAGAUGUACUGAGGCCUAUUUACCUGUGUAUGUUCAGUUUGUAGGGAUUUUCUAAUGAAAUGAUUGAUUUUGGUGCUAUGUUCAAUAGAAAGGAAGUUUAUGCCAUUGUACUAACUCCGAUUUAAAAAGAACA